AUGAAGCUCCUCUCCACUGCGCUCGCUGUCUUCACUCUUCUAGCAGCUACGACUGAGGGUUCCCCCAUGCUUCGCCAAGCCGCGGAGGGUAAGAAAAACAAGACUCCUAAGCCGGAAGUCCAGCAGGAGGACCCGGUCCAGCAGGAGGACCCGGUCCAGCAGGACCCCGUGCAGCAAACGUCACCGGUGACGUCGGGCAAGGGCUGCAACCUCACUGGCACAUACAAGAAGGGCACCGAUAUCUCAUCGUGUAGCCAAAUUACAGUUAACUCCCUCACUGUACCGGCUGGCGUCACCCUUGACCUGAGCAAGGCCAAGAAGGGUGCCAUCAUUGAGUUCCUUGGCACCACAACAUUCGGUACGCAGAAGUGGGCUGGCCCGCUUGUUUUGGUCGGCGGAACGGACCUUACUGUCAAGGGUUCCGGCACUCUCGACGGCCAGGGAAUGUGGUACUGGAAGCAGGGCCAGUCGAUCACCCGUCCGGUCUUCUUCCGUCUCCAGAAUGUUCUGAGCUCAACGGUGUCUGGCUUCACUAUCAAGAACAUGCCAUUUCGCACCUUCAGCAUCGUCACCAGCAAGGACACGACCCUCUCGGGCCUCACCAUUGACUCCCGCGCCGGCAAUGGUCUGGCUAAGAACACGGACGGCUUUGGGUUGACCAAGAACGACCAUAUUACGAUCACCGGUAACAAGAUCUACAACCAGGACGACUGUCUCGCCAUGCAGUCCAGUACCAACACGGUAUUCAGCAACAACUACUGCUGCGGCAGUCACGGUAUCUCGGUCGGUUCUCUUGGUGGUAACGCCGUCGAUCAGUCGACUACGGUCCAGGGUCUUACUGUUGAAGGUAACACCAUUGUAGACAGCGAUAAUGGUCUUCGUAUCAAGACUAUUAUUGGUCUCAAGGGCCUCGUGACGGAUGUCAAGUAUGUCGACAAUGAGCUUUCGAAUGUGAAGAACGCCAUUGUUAUCCGCUCGGACUACAGCAAGGCUAAGGGUGGGUACACGGGUGCCCCGACCAGCCAGGUGCAGAUCACAGGUGUGACGGUCGCUGGUCUUACCGGUUCGGCUAAGAACCUGUACGACAUCAAGACGAACCCCAAGGUCGUAUCGGACUGGACGUUCUCGGGGAUCGAUGUGAGCGCUUCGCUCAAAGGUACGCUCGCCGGCAUGCCGAACAACCUUGCCGUUUAG
Molecule: messenger RNA, 1194 nt
Organism: Phytophthora nicotianae INRA-310
Lineage: Eukaryota; Oomycota; Peronosporomycetes; Peronosporales; Peronosporaceae
Exons: 1
Coding region: 1-1194 (397 amino acids)
Biological process (GO): pectin catabolic process
Cellular component (GO): extracellular region
Molecular function (GO): polygalacturonase activity
Source: RefSeq, a predicted model, not a curated record